AUGUACAACAAAGCCAAGAUUGCUAUGGUACUGCGAGCAAACACCGGAAGUUCUGCUGUACCCCAAACCAGCAGUCCUGUUGUUAUCCGAGCCCUCCGCAGAAUAUUGUUCCGUAGCAGAGCUAUGCUGACUCUGGGUGGGUUGGGCAAGUCUGAUACUCCGAUGGCAUGCUUUCUCGGCAUCUCAGCUGAACAGCCACAGCAAUGGAACAUGCCCGAACGACUUGUGAUAUAUCCUUCACUCUCCUUCAAGAACGUGGAGUAA
This is a messenger RNA of Fusarium odoratissimum NRRL 54006, 264 nucleotides long. RefSeq lists its product as uncharacterized. NCBI's taxonomy places the organism in Eukaryota, Fungi, Ascomycota, Sordariomycetes, Hypocreales, Nectriaceae. Bases 1 to 264 code for a protein of 87 amino acids. The transcript has 2 exons. The record is from RefSeq and is a predicted model, not a curated record.